AACCGAAACUCGAACCGAAACUUGGGGCUAUUUGGAUCCCAGCCAGCCAUCGUGACCAUCUCACCCUCAGAAAUAUACCGUCUCAUGUUUGAAAUAUACCGUAAAUACCGUAACCAGGACCAAACGCAGUUAUGAGCUCAGACAAAAAUUAAGUUGUUUCUCAAAUACUUAUAUUGCUGAUAAAAAUUUUAUAGAGGAAUUGAUUAUGAUCACGUUAAACUACUACAAAAAGGGCACAAUUUUUACUUGAUGAUAUCGAUAGACUCGCUGGGCGGGAAUUUCAAAGUUGAAUAAUAAUUUGAAAAUAACUCAAAACUUAUGUGAAGUAAAUGGAUAUAAAAUAUAGCUUUAACAUUAAGUGGAACAACUAAGGCCACUCUGGCGACUGCGUAGACUGUGCGUCCCGACUGUGCGUGACCUGGCGAAUGGAUCGCCCAAAACGGAAAUGCACAAAAACAAACGCCACGGAGGUAACCGCUGGCAACAAUGCCACCAAACGGUCGUUCCACAAUAUUGAUAAAGCGCCUUUGCCACUAUUUUUCACACAUUCCGUCCUCCAGCAUGAGCACGCACUCGGGUCGAGCGUAUCUUAAUUCCUGUCUCAAAGUGCCCAUAGAUCCGUGCAACAACUGCCCGGCUCCGGUCUACAAUCGUCCGAAGCUCUGUCUGGGCAAGAAGCAGGCGGGCAGGACGGGACGUGCCAAAAGCACUGCCUCUAUGGAGGCGGAGACACCUGGAUGGACCACCCAGACGGGGAUCCGAUCUCUGGCCAAGUUCUACGACAGUAUACCUGACUACUGUGAUGUGAAGCACAUGCACCAGGAGGAGUUCUACUCGACGCUGGAGAGCCUGCGCAGCACCAGCCGUGAGCUAAGAGCCCAGCCAGGGGCCGUGCAGGCGCCUGCGGAGCGUUGUGCCAGUGCCAGCAGCAGCUCCUUGGGAAAGUCAAAGAAACGCGCGGGCAAGGGGAAAAAGAAGAGACCUCCGCUGGUGCUGGAUCCAGCUCCCGCCUCAGUGCCAGCCACGUCCACACCACUGAGAGCUACACCACAUAGCGGCCAUGCCAUUCGCUGCUCCACGGCCGCAGUAGUCAUCACUCCCGGCUCCAGUGGCCUGAGCGAGGAGUACGACAAGUGCCUGAGGGAUCUGAGUCGCUUGAGAAGCUUCAAGGAGGACUACGCCGUGGAGGUGGCCGACUUCAAGCGUUCCCUGAAGAGCUUUGAAGAGGAAUUCAAGCGGCCGAAGACCACCAGCAGCAGUGGCACACAGACGGCACACAAGCCGCAUCCAACGGGUCCGCCUGGUGGCCACACGGCUGAGCGAGCCAAGUGUCGCCGGGAGAUGCUGCGCCGAUGCUUCAGCGUCAACGAUCUGGGUGGGAUUCCGCCGCACGCGAGUCUCACAGCACCCAAGGCUGGCCAGCCAAAGCUGAGCAAGUACUUCCUACAGAAGGCUGAGGACGAGGAGCUGCCCAAGAUUCAGGUAGAGUCGCCAUCCGUGUCUUCCAAGCGCAGCAGCAGUGCGUCCGUCUCUGGGCGAGGACGCGGUCGUCGUGGCAGGGGACGGAAGCCAAAGACUACAGCGAUGCAACCAAAAUCGGAGGACACCUCCGCCCGGCCGCCUUUAAGAAUCUUCGAGCUGGAGGAGGAUGUGCCAAAGCGGACGCCCAGCGUGUCCCCCCUGCAUCCGGUGGCGCGUCCCAAUCUGGCAGCCACUCUGCGUGCCGAAGUGUCCCGGAAGAAGGUCAAGGAGCUGAAGAACAACUGCACCUACCACGAUCCCAGGCCCCAGUUCGAUUGGGAGGUUCGCAAGACGCCCGCCUGGAAGUCCCUGUCGCUCAAUGAAUCACACAAAGCAUUGCUGUCCAUCCGACUGGCCACGCGAAAGGCGGAGCAGGCCCUGCAGGAGCGGCAGUACGAUCUGCACAUGACCAUGAUGCGGCAGCGGGUCAAGUCGGCCCCCCUGCUGCUGGAGGGACCCACGUUCUGGGGGCCGGAGGUGGGCAAGCUGAGCCACACGUGCCAGAGCGAGGGCAGGCGACACACGUGCGAGAGCAGCAAGCAGCGCAGAAAGAAGUCCAGCUGCCCGGCCGGCGAGGCGGACGCCAAGUUGCAGCAGCUGCGGAAGAUCUACGGAUCGGAGAAGUCCUGUUCGCGCCAGUCGCAGCGCAGCAAGCGCUCCGCCCGGCGGCAUAGGGACCAGGAGACGGAGACACCCAGCCACGACAGCGGCGAUGAUUUGUGCAGCGUGGACCGCGCCUUCCUCUAGAGAAUCACUUAAUUCCGAAGCACCUAGUCACAAUACAUGAAUGCAUUUUUUGGAUGAUCCCAUCGCCAGCUCUUUAUUCGGGCAGUUGCAAGGUGUGGAGGGAGGAGAAGUCUGCAAUAAGCUCGUGUCUGCUCUUCUGGUCAUCGGUGAGGGGAGCGUUGCCUGGACGCUGGAGCACUAUGGUCUGUAGCCCAGCGGAUCGAGCAGCGGCAGCUUCUGCAUGGGACAAAGCAUUAUUGGAUGCAAAUAUUGCAGCAGCUAUCCACCACCUACCUCCAGGAGUAUCCGUGAGGAAGAGAAUGUGACGCGGAUCUUCCCCCAAAGUCUUGGCGAUGUUUGCAUACGAUUGCGUCUCCUGUUUGUGGCCCACGUGGGUGUCAAAGUGUGCACUGAGAUGGGUCAGCAGGUCCCCCACAAC
Molecule: messenger RNA, 2686 nt
Organism: Drosophila obscura
Lineage: Eukaryota; Metazoa; Arthropoda; Insecta; Diptera; Drosophilidae
Exons: 3
Coding region: 487-2268 (593 amino acids)
Source: RefSeq, a predicted model, not a curated record